CGGAACGGAGCUGUCAAAGUUCAAUUACUUGAUUCUAUUUAUCGACUAGUGUUGUUUCUUGUUUAUAAAUUGAAAGAAAAUUUAUUCACGCGGCUAUCAAGUACGGGAGUCAGGCAUGAAUGUUGACCGCAGCCCGGAAAGUCCAGUAGAUUUGAGUGAUCGCGAGCAAGCUGUCCUGAUGGAUCCUAUUGACCACGAACGUUGUCGCUAUCCAUAUUGUAUAGUUUGGACUCCCAUUCCGGUUUUAACAUGGAUGUUCCCGUUUCUUGGUCACAUGGGCAUCUGCACCUCUAGCGGGGUGAUCAGGGACUUUGCUGGCCCGUACUUUGUUUCUGAAGACCUGAUGGCCUUCGGGAACCCAACCAAGUACUGGCAGCUGACACCGGCUAAGGCUCACAAUGGGCAACCUGGGUGGGACGCUGCUGUUCAUAAAGCUUCAGAGAUUUAUAAAAAGAGAAUGCAUAUCAUAUUCUACGACAACUGCCACUCUCAUGUGGCGAUGGCGCUGAACCUCAUGGGCUACGGGGGCUGCAAGAACUGGAAUAUGGUGAAGCUGGCUUUCUACAUGAUACCAUAUUCUAAAUAUGUCAGCCUCGGAGCCUUCGUGAAGACGUGGCUGCCGUUCGUUAUCAUCGUCGCAUUCAUCUGCACACUCGCCGCUCUCAUAUAGAUGCCUUUGAUUGUACGAUGAU
Messenger RNA from Cydia amplana, 692 nucleotides. Its product is annotated as transmembrane protein 222. Bases 116 to 670 code for a protein of 184 amino acids. The record is from RefSeq and is a predicted model, not a curated record. NCBI's taxonomy places the organism in Eukaryota, Metazoa, Arthropoda, Insecta, Lepidoptera, Tortricidae. The transcript is spliced from 4 exons.